This is a messenger RNA of Mangifera indica (mango), 5528 nucleotides long. Its product is annotated as probable disease resistance protein At1g61190. NCBI's taxonomy places the organism in Eukaryota, Viridiplantae, Streptophyta, Magnoliopsida, Sapindales, Anacardiaceae. Gene Ontology annotation, molecular function: ADP binding; protein binding. The transcript has 18 exons. The record is from RefSeq and is a predicted model, not a curated record. Bases 248 to 3511 code for a protein of 1087 amino acids.
CAUGGAUGACUCAUGGAAAUUUCAUAUCAAGCUAGCCGUGUCCAGGGGCUCUACCCCUCAAAAAAAGCAUUGCUCGCGAUGACACGACUCGCAAAAUUGUGGACCGUGCCAAGCCCAUGAGAUGUGUUGACUGUGUUGAGGGUCUUUGGAUUCGGCCUGUAAGACAGUCAAGCAACUGAGAGACCUAGGGUCUUGUGAUGUCCUUGGCUAACAUGCCCUCAAGUCCUGCUUUUUGACAGGUCAUGGUAUGGUUGACCCUGUGAGCACGAGGAACCGCAUUAACACAAUAAUUCUAGUGGUCGUUAACACAAUAACACAAUAUCAAAAACCUAAUAAAAUUUACAGCAUGGAAAUUGUUACUUCAUCUGUUAGUUCAAUUUCUGAAAUUAUUUUCAGCCGCUUGUUCGAUGCAGCAGGCCGCCAGAUUGGCUACCUGCUUAACUACAAUGACAACAUCGAAGCAUUACGAAAUCAAGCUCAGCAACUCAAGGCUACCAGAGACAGCAUGCAAUUGAAAAUUGAUGCUGCUGAAAGAAACAGAGGAAUUAUCUUACCUGAUGUCCAAACCUGGAUAUCUAAAGUUGAUGAUGUCUCUGCAGAAGCAGAAAAGUUUUUUGAAGAUGAAGGCAACGUGAACAAGAUGUGCUUCAAAGGGUGGUGCAUUAAUGUCCGAUCACGUUACCGGUUCAGCAAGGUGGCAAAGCAGAAGAUAACGGUGAUCACUCAGCUCCAAGAAGGUGGAACAUUUCAAGCUAUAUCUCAGCCUGCUCUUCCCCCUUCAAGCAUUAUCGUUCCAACUGUUGGAUUUUCUGGAAUUUUUGAAUCCAGAGAAUCAAUCAAGAAUGAAAUUAUGGAGGCCUUGAAAGAUGACAAGGUCAGCAUAAUUGGAAUUUGUGGGAUGGGGGGUGUGGGUAAAACCACUCUGGUGAAACAAGUUGGCAAACAAGCUGAGGAAGAGAAGUUGUAUGAUUCAGUAGUUUUUGUAGUUGUGUCUCAAACCCCAAAUAUCAUGGAAAUUCAAAAAGCAAUUGCUUACAAGCUAGAUCUGAAAUCAUUGUCGGAUAUUCCUGAAUCAGCACGAGCAAGUUCCUUGUGGCAGAGAAUUAAGCAGGAGAAACGAAUUCUCAUGAUAUUGGAUGAUGUUUGGGGAGAAAUUGAAUUGGCCGAGAUUGGUAUUCCUUUUGGGAAGGAUCACGGAGGUUGUAAGAUUGUGCUUACCUCUCGAAGUGAAAAUGUGUGCGAUGAAAUGGAUUGUGACAAAACAUAUAUAGUCAAAACUUUAUCAGAACAGGAAUCGUGGGAGCUAUUCAAGGAGCACGUUGGAAUGGAUGUUGAAAAUUCUAUCAGAAGCUCAAUCGCAAAAGAUGUAGUUGCUGAAUGUAAUGGCUUGCCACUUGCAAUUGUGACAAUAGCAAAGACAUUAAAGAACAAAAAUGAGCAUGUGUGGAAAGAUGUAGCACGACAACUAAAAAUGUCUGCUUAUACAGAUAUCCCAGGGAUGCAAAGAAGUGUGAUUUCAUCUUUAGAGUUGAGCAUCAAAUAUCUAGAAAGCGAUGAUGCAAAAUCAUUGUUCUUCUUUUGUAGCGUGUUUUCAGAGGAUUUUGAAAUCCCAAUUGAAGUUUUAGUUACAUAUGGAGUGGCUUUGAGGUGGUUCAAAAAUGUUGAGACAAUGAAGGAUGUUAGGCACAGAGUUCACGCUAUUGUAAGUACGUUGACCUCUUCUUUUCUCUUGAUUUAUGGAAAACAUCGGUACAAUAUGGAAGAGUAUGUAAAAUUGCAUGAUGUUGUACGUGAUGUUGCACAUAUAAUAGCACCUAAGUACAAUCAAAUAUUCUUGGUCAAAGCUGGCACUGGUCUAAAAAAGUGGCCAAACAGAGAUACAUAUGAAGAUCUCACAUGUAUCUCAUUAAUGUCAAAUGAUAUUAAAGAAGUGUCAGAUAUGAUGGAAUGCCCAAAGUUACAAUCUUUACUGUUGCAGGGAAAUUCUAAAAUGGUUUUCCCUAACAAUUUUUUUCAAGGCAUGAAAGAUCUUAGAGUUUUAGACUUGAGUAAAACUCAAUUAUUGCCACUACCAGAGUCACUUUCUUUGCUGGCAAAUCUUAGAACAUUGUAUCUUAAUGGUUGCGAGUUAGGCGACCUAUCUAUUAUCGGGCAACUAAGUAAACUAGAAAUUUUUAGCCUUAAUGAUUCUAAUGUUAGGGAGAUCCCAAUAUCUUUCAGUCAAUUAAUUCAUUUGAGGUUAUUAGAUUUGAACGGUUGUGAAGAGCUUGCACGAAUAGCACAUGGUGUCAUAUCUUCUCUGUGUAAAUUGGAGGAGUUGUAUGUUUUAAAAAGUUUUGAGCAUUGGGAUUCUGAAGGAGAUGAGGGGGGUUUGAGAAACAAUGCAAAGCUUGCUGAGUUACAAUCUUUGUCUAGAUUGACUAGCUUGAAAAUUAUUAUCCCAAACUUGAAUUUCUUAAUUGAUAAUGAUGUGCCGUUCAAAAACUUAUCAAACUUUGCAAUAAUAAUAGGUGGUGUAGGACGUUUUGAAAAGGUCAACUUCAUGAUUGGUUCAAAAGAAUAUUCAAGAAAAUUGUUGAUGUCAAAUGAUGAUAAGGUUAUGAUUUCAGGAUUGAUUAAUUGCCUAAAGAAUUUGGUAAUUGAACAAACGGAAUAUUUAGAAGUAGGCUGGUGUAAAUCAAUGGUAUAUGUAUUUGAUUGUGAAGUGCUUAAGGUGACAUAUGGAAAAACAAAGUUGCUUUCGUCAUUAAAGGAACUAUAUUUGAAAUAUCUGCCAAACAUGACACAUAUAUGGAAAGGUGAAACUCAAUACAUAAACCUUUGCAACUUGAAGAGAAUAAAAUUAUGGAUGUGCCCAAAGUUAGUUAAGAUAUUUUCACAAGAUUUGUUGCAGAGUCUAAUUUGUUUGGAAGAAAUGGAGAUAUGUAGUUGUGACAAUUUAGAGGAGAUUUUCAUAAUGAGAGAAGAAGAGGAAAUAAUACCACCAAGGAAAGAUCUCACCACAACCUCCCCAAGUUUGGGAAACUUAACUUCUAUAUAUAUUUUUAGUUGCAAUAAAUUAAAAAGCCUCUUCACCCCCUCCAUAGUCAAAAGCCUUGUGAAGCUCUGGAAACUUAAAAUAUAUGAUUGCUCAGCAUUGGAAGAAAUAGUCACAAAUGAGGAAGUAUCAUCAUCAUUAGCAAAGAAGAUUGUUUUUCCUAGUUUGUCCGAAUUGAAGCUUGUACAGCUAAGUAGCAUUGGUUGUUUUAGCUCAAGCUCAUAUUCUAUUGAAUUUCCUGUUUUGGAGAAACUUAUGAUAAUAAAAUGUCCAAAUAUGAAGAUUUUUGGUUAUGGAGAACAACUGACACCAAAGCUCAACAAAGUUAUGAUGAGUUCUACCAGAGCACGAUGGUUGGGUAACCUGAACUCCACAGUUGAGCAAUUGUUCAUAGAAGAACAAGAGAAAAUCGCAAGGGAACAACUAAAUGAAGAAGAAGAAAAAGAAGAAGAAGAAGAAAAAGUGAACACCUAACUGAGACAAUGACAAGAUUGAUGGAAAGCUAGUAGCGAGACAUGUUUCAUAAGCUCGUUUAAUCAAGGCGAAGGAAGAUCUUCCUGUUAAAAUCAACGGCCUUAGGCUUCCCGUCGAUACCAUCUGCCGCAACCCUAAAGGCUUUGAGUUCGACAAAGAAGUGUGCUCAUGGCAGUGAAAAUGCAGGGGAGUACAGGGCAUGGAAUUGUAGCAGAAAAGGAAAAGCAGACAAGCUGAAGAGGUUUUAGGUGGGCAAUUUCAGUGUGGCAAGGUUGCAUGCUGAUGGAAACUUAGCAGAUGAGACACUUGUCAUAUGCUCGUUUAAUUAAGGGGAAAACAAGCUUGAAAACAGAAGAAAUAAUCAUGAACAAGAAAGGAGGAAAGGCGGAUGUUUGCAUCAACAGAGAGGAUGGUGUUCCUAGCUUAAAUAAGAUCAAACUCACUUUGUUUCAGAAGAGGAUUUACCCACAGUUCUCUAUUUCUACAACUGGGUUAAGAAUCUGUCUGCUGGAGAGAAUAUAUUAGGUAGGAUGCAUAUAUAUCAAGGCUGCCUGUUUCUAUCAUUUGGGCCCUAGUAUCAACAAUUGGAUGACGUGAUUCAGAAAGCGUUGGAGAAAUUACCUAAGCCUGAUGAGGUAAUGAAAUUCUUUAGUGCCCAUGAAGCACCAGUCAGCUAUGUGGAGAAUGCUAGUGAUCCAUAAGACCAGAUGGAGGAGUGCAGAACUUGAAAAGCUGUGGAUUUGGCAAAAAUCAUACUUUGACAUGCUAGGUUGGGCGCUUACACCAAUGGUUGAAGCUCGACAAUGUUGAAGUUCUCAUUGAGCUCGACUAGAAAGGUGUUAAGAGUCUUCUUGUAUUUCCAGUCAGCUUUGUGAGUAAGCACAUAAAAACAUUUGAAAAGAUUGACAUGGAGUACAGGGAGUUGCCUCUUGAAUGCGGCAUUCAAAACUGGGGAUAUGUACCAGUUUUAUAUACACUUAAGAUUUAUAGAUGUCCGAUAAUGAAGACCUUUGGUUAUGGAGAACAACUAACACCAAAGCUCAACAAUGUUGUGAUACAUCCAUUGAUUAAGAUAGGAGGACAAUGGAUCCAUAACCUUAACCCUACUGUACAAAGAUUUGUUCAGGCCAAGGAAGAUCUUCCCGUUAAAAUCAACGGCAUUAGGCUCCCUAUCAAUACCAUUUUCCACAGCCCUAACACCUUGAGUUCGACAAAGAAGUGUGCUCAUGGCAGUGGGGAAUGCAGAGCAUGGAAUUGUAGCAGGAAAAGAAAAGCAGAUAAGGUGGGCAGUUUCAGAUUGGCAAGGUUGCACGCCGAUAGAAACUUAGCAGAGGACGCACUUGUGCUUGUUUAUGUAGGGAAGAUGCAUAUAUAUCAAGGCUGCCUGUAUCUAUCAUACGGUCCUGGUAUCAGCAAGAAGGUUACAUGAAGUCUAUGGCUGAAUUUAUUAAGAAAGAGUUAGAGAAGUUCUCUAAGCUUGAUGAGAAACCAGAUGAGGAGUGCAGAAAGUUGAAAAGCCAAGGAUUUGGUGACGAUCAUACUCUGGCAUACCAGUUUUAUGAGUGAGCACAUUGAAACACUUGAAGAGAUUGACAUGAAGGCUCUUGAAUCCGGCAUUCAAAACUGGGGACAUGUACCCGCCCUCAACUGCAUGUCUUCCUUCAUCACUGAUCUGGCAGAUGUAGUACUAGAAGCCUUACUUUCAGCAACCGCUAUAUCUUCCUCAAGGAACAUCUCCAAUGAAGAUGACAAUGACUUUGUGAGAUAUGCUAUCAAAAUGUUCUUCAGUUCUAUAUUAGCAUUCUGUUUGCUUCUGUUGCAAAAAAAUGAUACUUGCAUUCAAGAAUAAUCUCCUUUAAAGGCGAUUUAGAGUAGUAUGACACCAGAUUUUCAAAAAAGUAGAAUAGCAGCUGAGUAUCAUAUGAACUGGUGAUUUCAUAGUUUGAUCAAAAUGGCAUGACAUGCCAGGGAUUUUGUUUGCUGCUGUACAUGAAAAUGGGGAGCUUUUAUGCAGUGA